UGCAGCUCAGUGUGUUUUUCAAACCCAACUCGGACGGUCGUCGCUCCAACUUCAACUUCCAACUCCAACGUAGGCGGAAAAGUAUAACCAUACAUAAUGAUGCCCAAGCUGGGAUGUUUCUCUUUUUGGCUUAUGCUCGUGAUCGGAGCCGCCGUGGCCAUUGAAGUUCAGAAAUUCGGAUAUCUAUUCAAUCCGCCACAAGCGGAACAUUCGCAUCAUCAUGAGGAGAAGCAAGAUCUAAACAAGAUACCCGGAGUUCCGGGCGUCGACUAUCCGGUUUACCAUGAGGUGCCGCACACCCACUUCAGUUGCCGCAAUGUUCCGGCCACUCCGGGCAUGUACGCCAAUGUGGAGACGGGCUGCCAGGCCUAUCACGUGUGCCACGAUGGACGCGAGGGCGAACAGGGCGCCAAGUUCCUGUGCACCAAUGGCACCAUCUUCAAUCAGAAGGAAUUCGCCUGCGAUUGGUGGUACAAUGUCAAGUGCGAGGAGGCCACCAAUUUCUACCACUUAAAUGCCGAUCCCGAGCACAAUCCUUAUUUUCCCAAGAAGAAGCCCGAGUUGGAACCCUAUGCCAAUGAUAUCCAUGAUGCUCACAAGUUUCUGAUACAAGCUUAACUCAAUUUUUAUUCGUUAAUUUGUUUCUGUUGUUCCCCAUAUUGUAAAUAAAACGCUGAUUUAACUAUCAUA
Molecule: messenger RNA, 690 nt
Organism: Drosophila gunungcola (fruit fly)
Lineage: Eukaryota; Metazoa; Arthropoda; Insecta; Diptera; Drosophilidae
Exons: 3
Coding region: 97-618 (173 amino acids)
Cellular component (GO): extracellular region
Molecular function (GO): chitin binding
Source: RefSeq, a predicted model, not a curated record